Messenger RNA from Triticum urartu, 1311 nucleotides. Lineage: Eukaryota; Viridiplantae; Streptophyta; Magnoliopsida; Poales; Poaceae. The record is from RefSeq and is a predicted model, not a curated record.
AUGGAGUUCAGGAUGGCGUGCUGCUCCGACCACACGCCCAUGUCGUCCUCCAUCGCCGGUGCCUCCUUCUCCCCCACAUCCAGCGGUGGCGCCUCCUCCGCCGGCUCCUACUCCUCCUCCUCUUCCUCGUCCGCCGGCUCCUGCUCCUUCUCCUCCUUCUCUUCCUCCUCCGCCGGCUCCUGCUCCUCCUCCCCUUCCUGCUCCGCCGAGACCUCCUCGAAAUCCUCCUCUGGUUCCAGAGAAUCAGAGUCUGAGUCCGAGUUCCUUAACUGGGACGACAUUCCCGUGCGUGAUCCUGUUGAUGGCCUCAACUUGUCCGACUUGAUGGAUUACGAUCCGCUGGCACUGGAUGCCGACGACGAGGAGACAAACUGCCCAGGGAAGAAAUUUCCGGUGGCAGCAGCAACAAAAAAGAAGUGUGAGGAGAUUGAAGCAAGUGAAGAUGAGAAUGCCACAUUUCCUUCUUAUCCUCUCAAAAUACUCCCUGAGGCAACAGGUAUAUGUGUCAUGAGGGGCUUUUGCCACCACCGUGAAUAUAAAACCCAUGAUACUUCCACUGCUAGAUCAACUCUUGGGUUACGUGAUCCAAGACUGAUGCUACAGAUCUUCGCGAUGCAUUUAUCAAUCUCCGAAUCCUAUUCCUACCCCGUUAGCGUCUUUGGAAUUGUUGCUGUUCGGGAUGCCUUGGAGCCACUACGGAAUCUUGUGUUUAACCGUCCCUGCAGAGAUAAUGCUUUUAUGGUUGACCAGGAUUCCUUAACCUUGCCUCUUUGUAGUCCUCGUCGAGGAAUGUAUUUAGUCAGGGACAGAGCAUUACUAGAAGUUGAUCUUUGGGUAAAGGAGGAAGGAGAUGGGUCAUCUGACAAGCAGUUGCUUUCUUUGUAUGCUGAGUUUGAGGGGAUGUACCAGUUAGAUGAAAUGCUAGAUGGAGAGGUUAGUAGUGACCUUGGCAGCUUGGUCAUCGACUAUCUCUUGCUUGAUGAGAGUGUUGAGGCUGUAAUACAAGUCUCUGCAAAGAUUGACUGCCCUCAUCAUAUGAGAUUCACUGCAUUCACUAGUGGCUUUGAUGGUGAGAUUGUGCUGUUUGACGGUAAGUUCUCUGGGAAUGGAAAACUGUUCCAGUAUGUUGUCGCGGUGAAGGCUGAGGGGAAAUUGGACAUUUGCUUAAAAUUGGAGGAAUCAUUGUUUUGGUGGACUUUCCAGGAAGGAGCUGUUGGAGCUGUUAGGUUCCCUGAUGACUCGGUUUUGAAUUACGGGCAGUUUGAGGUGACGGUGCUUUUUGCUCCUAAGAACUUUACAAUGGCUGGCUGA